This is a messenger RNA of Danio aesculapii, 2052 nucleotides long. Its product is annotated as growth arrest-specific protein 1. Gene Ontology annotation, biological process: regulation of cell cycle. The record is from RefSeq and is a predicted model, not a curated record. NCBI's taxonomy places the organism in Eukaryota, Metazoa, Chordata, Actinopteri, Cypriniformes, Danionidae. The coding region runs from base 549 to 1298 and encodes 249 amino acids. The transcript has a single exon.
CACGCACACACACACACACACACAUUUGAUUUCCCCCGUACAGCAGGAGAGUUCCUCCAGAGCCGCAGCAGCUCCUCCACAAGCCCGCGUCUACAGCCAAUAAAACAGCAGAAUCAGCACGAGGAUCGCAGGAGGGACUUUCAGAGGAGGGUCUGUGUGUGUCCGUGUGUGUGUGUGUGUGUGUGUGUGUGUGUGAGCGGCCGAGCGUGAAACAGAGAGCCAGAGAAACAAAGACAAGCAGGACAACCAGCAGAAAACACAGUCAAAAACACAGCAAACCCUGCAGGACCCUCUCAGCGCAGCUCCACAACUCCAGCGCUCUGCGUCGACACCGGAGAGCAGCAGAUCUGCGCAGAUAGCUUUGUUUUGUCUCUCUCUCUCUCCUGAAAGCUCUUCGUUGUGCACUAAAUGCGCGUCUGUUUCGGCUGAAAUCGAUCCUCGGGCUCUACGCAAUGCAACCGCGUUCGUUUCCCACGCGUUCGGCUCGGUUGUGCGCGCGCGUUUUCCGCUAUUUAUGUCGCUCCACCUGAAGGAGUGCACAUGCAGACAUGGAGAGCAUCCUCGCGUUUUUCAUUUCGUUCCUCAUGACGCUGGACGCACAGUUGGUUUGCUGGGAGGCGCUGAUCAGAUGCCAUGAGGAGCGCGACUGCGAGCUCGCCUAUAAUCAAUAUCUGACUGCGUGCGAUGGGAAUAUCCGCGGAAGCAGAAACCAGUGUCCGAGCCACUGCAUCAGCGCGCUCAUCCGCCUCAACCAGACCUCCAGCGGGACGCAUUUGGAGAGCUGCGACUGCGGGAUUGAUGUGGAGUGCUUGCGGGCUAAACGCGCCAUCGAACCGUGCAUGCCGCGCACGCAUCCCGGUGAUGCCGACGGAAUGGGAUGCACCGAAGCGCGCCAGCGGUGCGAGGAAGAACCAAGGUGUCAGGCGUCGCUAAACGCGUAUUUAUCCCGCUGCGGACAGCUGUUUAACGGGAGAAAGUGUUCGUCCCGGUGCAAAUCAACCAUAGAGGAGCUGCUGUUCAUGCCUAAUGGAGUCCUGCUGAACCAGUGCGUGUGCGACGGGCUGGAGAGGCCGUUCUGCGAGGUGGUCAAACAAAACAUGGCUAAACUGUGCGCCAUAGGAGACCACAGCAUCUCCAUUGAGCAUGAUGGAACAGAUGAUUUAUAUGAGGAUGAGGAUUAUGAGGGGAAACCCGACGGUGAGGUGACUGACUCUGACGCGGUGUCCAUUUCAAGUGUGCUUACUUUCCCUCCACAGGUUGCUUUGCUCUGCAUUGCAUUCGCUCUGGCUGGAUUUUAGGGACUUUUAGAGGGAUAUUUCGACUGGAAACCCAAAAUGUGUCAUCAUUUACUCGUUCAAGUGGAUCUAAAUGUAAAGUUCUGUUUUCUGUUGGACUUAAAAGUAGAUAUUCAGAGGAAUGUUUGCCGUUGGCAUCUAUUGUAGGAACAAUGCAACACUAUUGAAGCUUUAAGCUUCAGGAUUCUCCAGCAUGCCUUCAUUAGAGAUCAAAUGAAGAAAGAAACACGUAAAGGUUUUGGGGAUUAGUUAAUCAUGACAGAAUUUUUAAAGCGAGCCAUUGUGUGAAAGCUGGAAUACACUAUGAUAUUUAAAAUCUUCACAGCUUUUAACAUUGUUUUCAUUUAUUGGAGAACGUCAUUAUUAGGUUUAAAAUAAUAGAGGAGAGCGGGGCACAAAGCAACACUUAUUGGUUUUGGCCCAAAUAAUGAACAAAGUAAUGGAGUUAGACAAACCAGAUAUUUUUUUACCAACAACACACAAGCCUCUCCUACAAAUGAGCACUGGUUGUAUGAUCACCGGACCCAUGGUUUCUGUGCAGUACUACCAAAAGUGCCAGGAGUAAAAAUGUUAAUAUUUACCCCACCUGCGGGGCAAGUUUUAACAGACAGAGGGUUUGUUAACAUGCUUAAAAAGGCAGAUUUCACACAGUUCAUUUAAAUCCUCUUUACUAUAAAUAGAAGCUAUAUUUCCUCAGUACUUAGCUCUAUUUAUUGUUUAUUUAUUUAUUUAUCUAUUGGAUAAACACAUUUGCAUU